UUACACAAACAUCUCGGGUUUGUCGCAUCUUAGCAACGUCAGCCCCACCGUGGUCUCUCCCGGAGCCCUUCUGUAUUCGCCGCACGUGUAAAAUAUAAACUCUCAGUCAUGGCGGCUUCGGUCAGUCAGGAGCUCGAGGACCUGUUGAAUCCGUUGCCCAAGUUCGCGGAUCCAGAGGACGACGCUGACGAGGCAACCAAAGCCCGGGUGAUCGAGAGGUUCAGCGAGGACGACGACAGCGAUCUUGGGGUCGGGGUCAGUUCUCUCCGAAAACGUAGCUCGUUUUUGCUCAAGGACACAGAGAGAAGGUAUGCGGGGAAGCCAGUGUCCCGUAAACAGCUACUCAAGGAUGUUGGAGGAUCAGACGAGGAAGAGGAUGAUAAUGAUGAAAUAGAAGAACAUGAUGAAGAGGGUUCUGUAGAGAAUGAGGAGGCUGAAGAUGUUGAAGGCAUAAAGGGUGAAGAUGAUUAUGAGGACGAUGAUGAAGAGGGGGAGGAUGAGGAGAGAGAGUACUUGAGCAGAGACCAGAAACUAGAUGCUAAAGUGACAUCACAAGCGAAGGUCUCUGACAUCCCCUUGCAUAAGGAAGUGGACUUUUAUAAAAUGACAGAGGGCAUGGACGACCUGGGGAUGAGUGAAGAUGACGAUGACAGCGGUGGGGAGUCUGGAGUCAGUGAUGAGGAUGAAGGCUCUGAGGACGAUGAGAUAGAAGACCAGCAGGAUGAAGAUGCUGUUCGCACGUUUUCUAAAGACCAACUAGAUGAGGAGGUAGAGAAAGGCAGAGCUGUGAAAAAUCAGCUGGCUCUCUGGGACCAGAUGCUUGAGGGCCGGAUCAAAAUCCAGAAAGCCCUGGUGACGGCUAACCAGCUGCCCCAGCCGCCGACAUUCCCAGAGUUCAAGAGGAGAGGUGGGGCUGAGUACGCUGGGGCUCUGAAGAACACCCACAAGGCCCUAAAAGCUCUCCAGAGGUCCCUGCUGGAGCUGCAUGACCAGCUGCUGUACCAGAGCCCAGACACGCAGCCCAUCACUGUAGGGAAGCCUCAAGCUGGGAGCGAGGAGGAGAUGAAUAGUGAUGGGGAUGAUGAGGGGAGGUCAGCACAGGAAGCUGGAGCACCAAAAAGAAAGCUGGACAUGGCAAAGUACCCUGACUUCAUGGCCAAACGUUUUGCAGCUUUCCAGCCUUACUGCAACGCAACGCUACAGAAGUGGCAUGACAAAACCCGUCUGACCAUGGGCAAAAGCAGCAAAGGUUUUGGAGCAUUUGAAAGGAACAUUUUGACCCAGGUGGAACAGGUGUUGAUGGACAAAGAGAGACUGCUGCGGCGCACCCAGACCAGACGCUCAGAGUACAGAGUCCUAGGCAAGAAAGACACCUCUGCUGUGAUCCCUGAUAAUGUCCUGGCAGAGGGAGAGGCCGGCGAGAAUCACCUGAAAGCAAACACACACCUGAAAGACCUGGAUGAGGACAUAUAUGACGAUGACGACUUCUACCACCAGCUCCUUAGGGAGCUCAUAGAGCGCAAGACGAGUGUGGUGGACUCCAAUGACCAGGUGGCAAUGGGCAGGCAGUGGCUGGCCAUCCAGAAGCUGCGCAGCAAGAUCAAGAAGAAGGUGGACACCAAAGCCAGCAAGGGGCGCAAAGUGCGAUUCCACGUCAACAGCAAGCUGGUGAACUUCAUGGCGCCGGUGGACCACAGCUCCAUGAGUGACGAAGCUCGCAGUGAACUGUAUCGCGGCCUCUUCGGUCAGAACACCACAGACAGAGAAUGAUGUAUCAAAAGGAGAAUAAUGUCCUUCGGGAACAUUUCAGACCCUGUGGGUCUGUGAUUUGGUAAUGUUAGAAAGCGUUCAAAGGACAUGCCAAGUUCUUGAGAACAUUUUAAACAUGAGAUUAUGUAUUGACCAAGGCCUGGUUUCCAAUAAAAAUCAGAGAUGCACUAAUCAGUCAGAGAUUAGAAUCUGUCCAUUUCCUCUUGAUCAACUCUGAUUAGGGUUCAGCUUCCCGCUCAAAUACUGAUUAGAUUAUUUUUUCUUCGUCAAAUAUCUGUUUCACAGCUUCAUUUCUUGUCAACAAAAGCUUCCACAAACAGCACGCAAUUUGAUGAACGUGUCAGAGUUGAUUAACAUCAGAUAAAGGUUAUGGACAUAAGCUUUGAUGCAUAAAUAGGAAACGUCCUGAAAUUCCCCUAUUUUCCGCCCGAUUCCUAAAAACUUCCUCCAACAAAGAACCUGCCAUGUUUUUUUUCCCUCUUUUAUAUUAGUCUUUAAAUCAGCACAUCACACUUCAAAAAAGGUAUCAGCUAGGAGAAGCCAGAUCAGUGCAUCUCUAAUAUGGAUGUUUCCUGAGACAUGGGAAAUAAGUGAACUACAACUAAUGUAAUCUUUUGUUUCAUGUGAUCUACUGAAGAUGCGAUCACAGAUUUAAAAAAAAAUGUUCUUUUUAAAUGAACAGUUUUAACACAGUUACAUCUGAGGUAACACAAUGCAAAACCUCAUCCUGUGCAGGAUUCUGACAGUAUGAGAUUUUCACUGCAUGACUUUACUCAAAAUAGUUUCAUUGUAUUGUGCAAUAAAAACAUGACAUGAUCCAUUUUCUGAGUUAAAACAGGAAACAAGAUUUCUAUCUACUGUUGCAAAAAUAGCAUUCAGUACAGUUGUAACGUUUGUUUUGAUUUUGGAAAAAAUAAACACCUGAGUUUAUA
Girardinichthys multiradiatus is the source of this 2702-nucleotide messenger RNA. It is a transcript of the gene aatf, whose product is annotated as apoptosis antagonizing transcription factor. Gene Ontology annotation, cellular component: nucleus; nucleolus. Lineage: Eukaryota; Metazoa; Chordata; Actinopteri; Cyprinodontiformes; Goodeidae. The transcript has a single exon. Gene Ontology annotation, biological process: regulation of transcription by RNA polymerase II. The record is from RefSeq and is a predicted model, not a curated record. Bases 109 to 1770 code for a protein of 553 amino acids.